AUGAAGCAGCUGCCGCGCGACGGUCAGGUGGAGCUCUCCAGCCUCCUGCCCCACAAGGCACAGGACUCGGCCUGCGCACCCCUGCCCGAUGCGCUGGAGCAGGACAAGGACAUUGCGGGCUUCCAGGGCUACCGCUCCCCGCUGUACCGCCAGAUCCUGUUCUGGGCCCUGUGUGUGCUGACCGGCGGCCUGCUCUUCCUGCUGUCCCGCUGGUUCAUGCGGCUGCGCGUGCUGCUCGCCCUGGUGCCCUGCCCGCUGGCCCAGGCCGAGUAUGUGGUGGUCACGCUGGUGGACCGGCACGAGGACCUGGUGCGCGUGCAGAAGAUGGCCAGCUUCAGCAGCAUCAGCAUCCAGGCCAACGGCUCCGCCUCGCUGUCGCUGUCCGCCUCCUCCUCCCACCACCACCACCACCAUGUGCUGUCAGAGGACGAGUCCCCCAUCGCCUCCCCCACGGUGGCGGCCACCGCGCCGCUCAAGGGCGGCGACGGGUACGACCGGCUGCUGGAGUACCGGUGCGGGCGGUACCUGUACCACCACGCGCAGGCCACCUUCCUGCCCGUCCCCGACAUGCCCCACGACUUUGCCGCCACCCUGCACACCGUGGCGGGCAGCCGCAACAUCAAGG
Messenger RNA from Chlorella variabilis, 625 nucleotides. RefSeq lists its product as hypothetical. The transcript is spliced from 3 exons. The record is from RefSeq and is a predicted model, not a curated record. NCBI's taxonomy places the organism in Eukaryota, Viridiplantae, Chlorophyta, Trebouxiophyceae, Chlorellales, Chlorellaceae. The annotation marks the transcript as partial.